GGGUCACAUUGUGUUACAGAACCGCUUCCGUGUUGUGUUUGUUACUGGAAAACAGAAACUGCGUGAGGUGACAUAAUUUUCUCUCGCCCGUGACUGAGUAGACAGCGAUGCUUUUGUAAACCGCUGCGUCAGAAGAGAUAUUAGAUUGGGCUAUGUCGUUGAUUCCGGGCUCAAAGCAGAAGGACAAGCGCAUUUUAUGCGGGAUGUGCCCGGACCCGCAGUGCCAGGCGAAGCUCUUCUUCCCCGCACACACCUCCAUGAGCAUCGAGUGCACUGAAUGCGGCCAGAGACACGAGCAGAAGAACCUCGCGAAUGUGGAGGAAGUGACUGACCCAGAUGUAGUGCUUCAUAAUUUGCUGAGAAAUGCUUUGCUGGGUGUGCCAGGCCCUCCUAAAAAGGGCUCCGAGCUGGUGAAAGUGAUGGGACUGUCCAACUAUCACUGCAAGCUGCUGUCUCCCAUCCUCACCCGCUAUGGCAUGGACAAACAGACAGGCACUGCCAAACUCUUGAAGGAAAUGAACCAGGGAGAGAUCUUUGACUGCUCGCUUCUUGGGGACCGUGCUUUUCUCAUCGAGCAAGAGCAUGUGUCCACUGUUGGGUAUGGACGGGACCGGUCAGGGAGCUUGAUCUACCUGCAUGACACUUUGGAGGAGAUCAAGAAAGCAAACUUGAAUAGAGAGUGUCUUAUUCCCGUGCACGUGGAUGGAGACGGUCACUGCCUGGUCCAUGCUGUGUCCAGAGCGUUAGUUGGACGUGAGCUCUUCUGGCAUGCCCUUCGAGAAAACCUAAAACUCAAUUUCAAGCAGAACCUCGACUGCUAUAAAACCCUUUUCCAAGACUUUAUAGAUGCCGCAGAAUGGGAAGACAUCAUUAAUGAGUGUGACCCAUUGUUUGUCCCUCCAGAAGGCGUUCCCUUGGGGCUUAGGAACAUUCACAUAUUCGGCCUGGCGAAUGUACUGCACAGACCCAUAAUCCUGUUGGACUCCCUGAGUGGCAUGCGCAGCUCGGGCGAUUACUCCGCCACCUUCCUGCCAGGCCUGGUUCCAGAGGAGCAGUGCCGAGGAAAAGAUGGCACUCUGAACAAGCCCAUCUGCAUCGCCUGGAGUAGCUCUGGCAGAAAUCACUAUCUACCCCUGGUGGGCAUCAAGGGCUUGACUUUGCCCUGUUUACCUGCUGCACUGCUCCCGAAAGCAUGGGGUGUUCCUCAAGAGCUGAUUCGCAAAUACGUGAGCUUGGACUCCAACGGAAGCUGUGUGAUCAGUGGCGACCGGAGCCUGCAGGAUAAGUACCUGCUGCGGCUCGUAGGCGUGAUGGAGGAUGUCUUCAUGGACAAGCACGGCAUCCACCCCGCUCUAGUCGCCGAUGUCCACCAGUAUAUAUACCGACGCACUGGAGUGAUUGGCGUGCAGCCGGAGGAGGUGACGGAAGCGGCUAAGAAAUCCGUUCAGGAGGGUCGUCUCCAUCGCUGCCUUGUCUGCAACGCGCUUUCAGAGCUCCACGUCCCAGCAGAGUGGCUCAUACCGGGAGGGAAACUCUACAACUUGGCCAAGUCGACUCACGGUAUGCUGCGGGUGGACAAGAACUACAGCUUUCCUUUAAAUAGUUUGGUUUGUUCCUAUAACCCAGAAAAAGAUGUGCUGGUGCCCGACUACAAACUCAGCUCACUCACGGCCUGCACCUGGUGUCACGGUACUUCAGUGCGACGCGUUCAUGGCGACGGCACCGUCGUCUAUUUGGAUGGAGACCGUACCAACACUCGCUCACAGGGUGGAAAGUGUGGCUGCGGGUUUAAACACUUCUGGGAGGGGAAGGAGUACGACAAUCUUCCUGAAGCCUUUCCCAUAACUCUGGAGUGGGGGGGCCGUGUUGUGCGAGAGACCGUUUAUUGGUUCCAGUACGAAAUGGAUCCGACGCUCAACAGCAAUGUUUACGACGUGACGAUGCGACUUGUCACGAAGCACUUCCCCGGAGAGUUUGGCAGUGAGAUUCUAGUCCAAAAAGUGGUGAACACCAUCUUGCAUCACACCGCCAAGAGGAGCCAAGAUGAAUACAAUCCAGUUGCCAUCGAAGGUGCUCAUAUGCAGGAUGGGAGAGAUGGGAGCGAAUCAGUCGCUCACCCUCCUACUAAAAUCAUCCUGACGGGACAGAAGGGCAAAACCCUGCAUAAAGAAGAGCUGGUGAUGAGCAAAACCGAGAGGGUCUUGCAGCAUAGCAUCAGCGAGCAGGCGGCCUUGUCCCAGCGCCGUAGCACAGACCGCUUGCGCCAGCAAGAUCCUCGCCCAUCAUCUCCUUCCUCUUCAUCAUCCUCUGCUCCUCCCACACCCACCAAAGUGCCACCCACCAGUGGAGAGAAGAAGAUACGUGUAACGACCAGCGACGGGCGGCAGGCCAUGCUUACGCUGCAACCGCACACCACCUAUGGUGAGCUCCAAAACUCCAUCGUCCAGGUCUUCAACUUGUCGCCCGGACAGCUGUGCAUCCGACACGGCUUCCCACCCAGAGAGCUGCCCCCGCCGCGUCCCGAGGACCAGAACCAGCCCGUGGCGCUUCAGCAUGGCGACCGCAUCUCUGUGGAAGCGCUGAAAGAGAGCUCGCCCGAUACUCACAUGACCCAGACGCACUCUCACACACCUCAAACGCACGCUCACUCUGACCCACGACUCAGCCGCACCAGUAGCAGGGAACUUCAGGACAACAUUGACCUUGAGAUGUCAUCACUGUGUCUCCUGGCAGCACUUAUGGGUGAAGAUGUCUGGUCAUAUGCCAAGAAACUGCCUCACCUGUUCCAACAAGGAGGAGUCUUUUACAAUAUUGUGAAGAAAGACAUGGGUCUGUUGGACGGGAAGCACUGCACACUGCCCCAUUUGUCGGGCAAGACGUUUGUGUUCAAUGCUGCGGAGGGGCGUUUGGAGCUGUGUGUGGACACAGCCGGUCAUUUUCCAUUGGGCCCUGAUGUGGAGGAGCUCGUCCAGGAGGCCCUUUCCCAACUCCGCUCAGACGCAGCCUCCCAUAGCCACGAGGGAAGCCCCGCCCACGGCCUGCGAUUGGGCGCCGGCGGUGCAGUACGCAAGAAAGAGCAGACCGUCAUGGCCUUCCAGGGCAAAGGUCACUCAUUGGGUUCCGCCCCUCCAGAACACCAACCAAUCAGGCGGCAGCACAGCAGCGGCAUCGAUCUCAGUAACAGCGCUCGCGGUGAAGAGAUAACGUUGUCAGGGGAGGAGUUGGUGCGCGUGGCCCCGGGCAUGCUCACUUUACGCGAGGGCCCUGGUUUGGGGCUGGAGCCUGCCGUUAUCGAGGCCCAACGGCAGCGUCUGCAGGAGAUGGUCUCAAACAUACAGGCGUCUAUGGACAAACACUUGCGCCAGCACGCUGCAGCAAGGCAUGAUGUGAAGGAAGAAGAGGCUCCUGACAAACAGGAGGAUAUGGAAAGUCACGGUGCGGAGCCUCCCAGCACCUUUGAACCCAUGGACCAAUCUUGAUACUUCAUUAUCCGUAUAGCAGAUGUUUGUGCGUGACACACUUCCGUAUGACAGAGGAUCUGUUCUGAGAAGGAUAAACUGGAGAAUUGGAACGAGGCCUGACUUUGGUCCAAGGCCGAGCAUGAUGAUGUUGGAGGCUUGAUGAGCUUUUGAUUUUAAAAGAUUGGUUUUUGAUUUUUAAGUCGACAACAUCUAUACCAGAGCACUUUUCUGUGUGGACGUGUUUAUUAGCUCUUGAACAUAAUUGAUAUUGUUGGUGUAAAGAGCAGCACAAAAGAAAUGUUUUACUGCUUCAUGUAACAGACUCAAGCGCAGGUUGUUUCUCUGUGACUGCUGCCCUCCUGAUAUAUUAUAUUCCAGUGUACAAUAGUGGUAUAUAUUGUAUUAUACUUUCAUCUGUACAGAUAUUGAAUCUGUUUUUUUUCCCUUCUGGAUUGUUUCUCCUCUGUUUUUCAAUAAAAUAGUUGGAUGAUUCUACGCAGCUGAGGAAUCUGCUGUUUGCAUGCUUGAUUACUUUUCAGCCUAACAACAAUAAAGUUA
Sinocyclocheilus anshuiensis is the source of this 4019-nucleotide messenger RNA. Its product is annotated as deubiquitinating protein VCIP135-like. Gene Ontology annotation, molecular function: cysteine-type deubiquitinase activity. Gene Ontology annotation, biological process: Golgi reassembly; protein K48-linked deubiquitination; endoplasmic reticulum membrane fusion. The transcript is spliced from 4 exons. The record is from RefSeq and is a predicted model, not a curated record. The coding region runs from base 153 to 3479 and encodes 1108 amino acids. NCBI's taxonomy places the organism in Eukaryota, Metazoa, Chordata, Actinopteri, Cypriniformes, Cyprinidae.